AUGCUGUGGAAGCUUGGGAAAGACUGCUGUCCUCUGGACCACACCGAAGACCACGCCCGCCACCACCCCAGAACUGCAGAACUGGCUUCAGCGCAGCCGGGUCAAGACCCUAGAACAGGUAUGGGGAUGGUGGGGUGUGAGGAGGAGGAUGGGGUGGCAUGUCAAAGAGAUGCUAAAUGUAUCCCCCUUUACAGCAGCCUCUCACACCCACGGACCAGAUCCAAGCGCCUGAGGACCAGCGAGGAGCCUGUCGCCUUGGAAGGGUGCUCUGUCCUGGGAAGGAGGAGGGGCCUCGGAGGCACCCUGGGUCCUAAGGUCCGGAGAGGCUGCAGGGCUGGGGAGGAUGAGGACGAUGAGGAGGAAGGAGAGGAUCAGACUGAGAAUACACUCCGGCUCCCUGGUCCUUGUCGGCAGAUGUGUGUGGUGAAAGUCAACAGAAUGGAAGUGGAGAGUGACCGGUUGGCCUUCCCCUGUCCUCCUGAACCUCUCGCCCCUUUGGACACCACAGAACAAGGGACAGGGGCGGGGACUCACCCCUCACCCCAUCUGCAUCCCACUAACCCCCCACAGAACCCCUCAGGGCCAGAGUUCGCAGAGGUCAUUAAAGGACCCCAUCAGACGUCCGAGGCUGCCCCAACACCUACCCGAUCAGAAAGAAGAGAAAUCCCCGGAGGACCGUUUAAGUCAAGGAACAACGGGGUCGACAUGCCCUUCCUCACUCCAGAACUGUCUGGAGAGACGAGGUUCUACCCGCCUCUGCCGCCCGUUCUCACCCAGGAGAUGCCCUCCCUCACACUCGCCUCACCCGGUCCUCGCCCCGUGCUCCGACGCGAGAUACCCACGACCCUCUCGCCAGGAACGGAAACGUUAACGGACGAGGUGUGCGAGGUAGAGUUGGCGUCAAAGAAGUCGGAGGAAGAGGAUUUUCGACCGUUAGCGCCUUACAGAGACUGGCGCUUGGGUUCUGCUGAAGACCACCAUAGACCAGAGCUGGAUUUACAGGUAGCGGCUUACGUGGCUAAUGCAACUAGUAAUGCUCGGCCCAAAAUGGCCGCCUCUGAUCACAAAAUGGCCCCCUCUCGGCACUCUGGUCCUACUGAAGACCACCACCAUAGGCCAGAGCUGGAGGUACAGGUAGCAGCUUACGCGGCUAGUGCAACCAGCGACGCUCAACCCGAAAUGGCCGCCUCUCUGCACAAAAUGGCCGCCUCUCUGCACAAAAUGGCCGCCGACGCUUCCCAUCUAGAAGCACUACCAAUCCAAACAAUGUCUGAGGCCGUGCUGACCACCGAGAACCACUGUAGUCGAACCUCCGCGGAGACCCAUGCUAGCAAUAACAACCACAUGCUCUCUGACGUUACACUACUGCCAACGCAGCAAAUCCAGAAACACGGGUCCUCGACGGUAACUACAGCAGUAUCCAUGGACUCCGACUCAGAAGGAUCCUCUCAAAGAGACGAUGUAUUUAGAGACUCCAGUACUAAGGGUUUAUAUCUCGCUAGCACCAGUUUGACUUCUAAAGAUAAGUUGGCCCACUCUUCUGAGCUGAGUGAAUUAAAUAACCAUUUAGCAACAGUACAACACCAACACAACCAUGACCAAACUCCACACUCAAACAUGGAUGCCGUUUGUAGUUCACGAAAUGUGGAAUCCAUUUGUAGUUCCCAAAAUGUGGAUUCCAUUUGUAUUUCUCGAAACGUGGACUCUGUUUGUAGUUCCCAAAACCUCUACCUGGAGCCCAAACCUUUCUCAGACGGCAUCUGGAAGAACCUCAACUCCCAGAGUCCUGCGGUGCUCAUCGAGAGCCUCCACCACCCGGAGCUCCCCGCCGACUAUACCCACGAUGCACUACCUUACACCAUGUGGACCGAGCCGCAGUGCAAAGAGGUCACAGACCUCGAUCACGAAACUGAAACGGACGACCAGGACCCAGAGGGACAUGGGGACGGGCCUCUCACCUGGGCCCAGCUGGAGUCCACCUCUCUGGGGUCGGCCGGUGUUGGGGAGCCCCUGGGCCUCUGUGGAGACUUUGAGCUCCAGAGAGGGGAGGUGGAGGCAGCGGAAGCCCUGGCUCUGUGCAGGGAACUGGGGGUGGAGAGGGAGGCCGAGGGGGCUCCCGAAUCGCCCUUGGAGGAGAGACCGGGGGGGAAGGAGAGGUGUCUGAUAUGGAAGAGGGAGAUUCGGAGGACGAGGGGCAGAGCAGCACGAGGGAGGAGAGUAGUAGUGAGUCAUCGGAAGGAGAGGCUGAAGAAGAGGAGGAAGAAGGGGAGGAAGACUAUGAUAAUGAUUUGAGUGACUUUGAGUGUGGCGACUCGGGGCUGGAACCUGGAGAGUACCCUGCUGCUCCGCUGGCGAAGAGAACCAGUAAGAGCUGGCGUCGCCCUCUGAGGAAGCCCACCGCCCGGGCCGUGCCCUCCACUGUCAAACAACAGGCUGUCAGCG
This is a messenger RNA of Oncorhynchus tshawytscha (Chinook salmon), 2442 nucleotides long. RefSeq lists its product as uncharacterized. The record is from RefSeq and is a predicted model, not a curated record. The transcript is spliced from 7 exons. Bases 1 to 2292 code for a protein of 763 amino acids. NCBI's taxonomy places the organism in Eukaryota, Metazoa, Chordata, Actinopteri, Salmoniformes, Salmonidae.